Mugil cephalus (flathead mullet) is the source of this 2391-nucleotide messenger RNA. Its product is annotated as E3 SUMO-protein ligase ZBED1-like. The transcript is spliced from 5 exons. Gene Ontology annotation, molecular function: DNA binding. The coding region runs from base 135 to 1517 and encodes 460 amino acids. Lineage: Eukaryota; Metazoa; Chordata; Actinopteri; Mugiliformes; Mugilidae. The record is from RefSeq and is a predicted model, not a curated record.
GAGUAAGACACAGUGGUUAGUAAAUUAUGAGAGAUAGAAAAUAAAAUGAUAAGAUAUUAGAGGAGGGGAGCCAGAGAAGAAAGAGGAGAGGACACUUUGCUACAUAUUUAUAUUGUAUAUCUUUGCUGGACUAUAUGAAUGCUCUUUCACCCGUGUUGUUGGCUACCUGUUGCUUCUGGCCAUCUGUUGUUGCGGGUACGCCGGCUUGGAGUGGAAAUGGUUCCUGCGGACUUUCUGCCGCUGACUGUUGGAUCCUGCCGCCUUGGUCACUGUCCAUCGAUACCAGCACCAAUACCGGCUCCUCUGGGCAAACAAUCCACCGCCCGAGUAACCAUCGUCGGUUGGACGCGGUAGCAUCACCUGGAUUAGCGAGCAGCCACUUGCUAGCCGGCCGGACAAUUUGCGGGCCGCUGGAUACCGCCCGGACAGCUUCUCAACUGUCUCGCUCGGAUCUCCUGCCAUGCUGUGGAUUAGUGAUGGGACGAGCGACACUGGUGCAUCAGCACUGUGCCGAGAGCUCAAGAGGGAAACCUCGUAUCGGUGCGUGUAUUGCUUUAAGAAAGAAUCACGUAACCGAUACAGGAACUGUAUCGUUUGGAUGUGCCGCGCCAAAGUGUGUUUAUAAGGAGACGAACUGUAUCAACAUGUCGUGGGUUUGUCGGAUGGAGUUUUGCUUGAUCAUGGAUCGUCCUAGGAAGUUUACCCCGGUGUGGAAUAAUUUUGAUCUUGUGACGCCAAACAAGGUGAAGUGUCGGCUCUGCUCCACAGAGCUAUCUUAUAUCAAUAAGAGCACUUCAUCAAUGCUGAGGCAUUAUAGAGCUCGGCAUGGCAAUGAAGAAUUGGCAGAUACUCGUGAGAGUACCCCAGUUCCUAACAAGCAAGCAGUGGAUGAGGCAGUGGUCAAUAUGAUCAUCAAAGACUGUCAGCCACUCAGCUUUGUUGAAAAUGAGGGAUUCAGGGAGCUCCUGAAGCUUAUUGUACCCUUGUAUGCUCUACCAAGCAGGAAGACCAUCAAGGACUUGGUGAGCCAGAGAUAUGAGGAGGAAAAGGAGAAAACCAAAAAGGACCUCCAGAGUGCCGUUGCUGUUACUUUAACAGCUGAUAUGUGGACGUCUAUGAAUAUGGAGGCAUAUCUAGCUGUUACUGGACACUAUAUGGACAAAGAAAGCCAUGAACUCCAUUCAUCAGUCUUGGCAGUGCAGCAUUUUCCUCAGAAACACACAGCAGAAAACAUUGCCACGGUUAAAAGGAGCCUCAUGGAGGAGUGGGGCAUAGCAGGAAAGGUCAGGUGUCUUGUCACUGAUGCAGCAGCAAACAUGACUGCAUGUGCUCGAAUGCUGCAAAUACGGCAUACCAUUUGUAUAGCCCAUUCCCUGAAUAUAAUUGUGAGAAAAUCAUGUGAUCAAAUACCAACAAUAACUGAAAUACGCAACAAAACACGACACAUUGUGACAUACUUUCGAUCGAGCGUGACUGCUAAAGAGCUAAACAGCUGGGAACACCGGGCCAUAAAUUAAUAAACGAGGUGCCAACACGAUGGAACAGUACCUACCAAAUGUUUGAAAGGAUGACUGAGCAGAAGGAGGCAGUCUGGGUGUCACUGGCCUCAUUAAAACGUGACAUCACUCCACUGACUCCAGAAGAAUGUCAGAUCAUUGAAGAGAUGCUCAGGGUUCUUGCUCCUUUUGACCAAGCUACAAGAGAACUGUCUGAGGAAAAAAGGGUCUCUGGGUCGAAGGUCAUUCCCAUGAUGAGAAUGCUCCACAUUGAGCUUCAACGUCAGGCCACAACAGUGACAAAAACAGCUGCUCAGCAACUGGCUGAAAACCUGAGGAAGCGGCUAACUGACGCUAUUUGCGGCAUGGAAUCUCUUAGUGUGAUGACUCUGGCAACUCUGUUAGAUCCCAGAUUUAAGAAGAAUGGAUUUGUUAGUCAGCAAAAGGCAAGUGAAGCGGUGAAGAGACUGCAGUCAGAAUGUGCAGAAGAAAUGAGGAGCCAAGAGCCUGACCCAAGAGAAGAAGAGCCUAGCUCUUCACAUGGGUCAGAACCCAGUUCAGGGCACAAUCUCUGGAAGACUCUAGAUAUGGAGGUUGCAGAGACCCAGAGGACGAGGAACGCAACAGCUGACUCCAUUAUUGAAGUCCAACGCUACCUGGCAGAAACAAACACACACAGAAACCAAGAUCCUUUGCAAUAUUGGAAAUGGAACCAGAAAAUAUACCCAAAUCUUCAUCAACUUGCACUUAAAACUCUCUGCUCACCAUCAUCGUCUGUACCAUGCGAAAGAGUAUUUUCCAAGGCUGGGGAGCUGGUGUGUAAGAGGAGAAAUCGCCUUGGAGCAAAGACACUCCAAAAACUUUUGUUUCUCAAUAAAAAUUCAUGAACUAAUCA